Ruditapes philippinarum (Manila clam) is the source of this 7020-nucleotide messenger RNA. RefSeq names its product tyrosine-protein phosphatase 10D-like. The coding region runs from base 1 to 4032 and encodes 1343 amino acids. The record is from RefSeq and is a predicted model, not a curated record. The transcript is spliced from 30 exons. Gene Ontology annotation, biological process: protein dephosphorylation. Gene Ontology annotation, molecular function: protein binding; protein tyrosine phosphatase activity. Lineage: Eukaryota; Metazoa; Mollusca; Bivalvia; Venerida; Veneridae.
AUGAGAAAAAUAGAAUUAGGAUCAACUGGAUGUUUAACAACUGUAACUGAUUCCUGUAAGUCACCUGAUGCUACAUGCCAGUCAAGUGGAUACUGUACAUGUAACAGUGGAUAUUUUGAUGAUAAUGGAAGUUGGGCUGUUGGUGGAAUUUGUAGGCAAAAAAUUGAAUUAGGAUUAACUGGAUGUUCAAAAGCUGUAUCUGAUUCCUGUAAGUCACCUCAUGCUACAUGCCAGUCAAGUGGAUAUUGUAGAUGUAACAAUGGAUAUUAUGAUGAUAAUGGAAGUGGAGCUGGUGGAACUUGUAGGCAAAGGAAAGCCUUAGGAGUACAGUGUUCAAAUAUACCAAAUGAAUGUGCUGAUGCCAAUGCUGCCUGCAUGGAUGACAAGUGCACAUGUGGUGACAAUCACUACGAUAAUAAUGGUUUUGAUGCGGGUGGAAGCUGUGAAAGUGUAUCUGAUCUUAAAGUUACUAGAAUAACAUUUCAAUCAGUAACAACUUCAGGAUUUAAAGUUUUAUGGACACCACCUUCAGGAGGACAAGCAUCUCACAUUAACAUGUAUAAAGUAGAAUGGAGUCUUAAAAAUUCUGAUAAUAGUCUGGCAGGAGGAAAUAGUGAGGUUUCUGCCAGUACUACAUCCUUUGAUAUCAGUACUGGUGUAACAGCAGGAAAGACAUAUAAGGUGAAGGUGACAUCAGUAAACACUAAAACUAUGCAAGGUCAUACUCGGACAACAUUUUUGACAUUGGAGCAAGCUUCAAAACCAAACAAACCAAGGUUACUGACAACUCCAGAUUUAGAUGCUACAGAUCAGCAGAUAAACAUUGGCUGGAGUGUCCCUAGUAGUGGUUUUGCUCUUUCUUAUAGAGUACAAUUAUUUGAUGGUACAAGUCCGCUAACAACCAAUGACACUUCUAAAACUUCUGUCAACAUUUAUUACCAAAAUAUGAAAAAUGGUUAUCAUUAUGAUGUGAAAAUCUCAGCAAGAAGUGAACUUUAUCAAGGAAGACAGGGAUCAAGCUAUGAAGAGAGUGAUUUUUAUGUGGAACAAAUCACAACAACAGUACAGGUACCAAAUCCUCCAACAGAAGUUAAAUGUGAUAUGCUGAAAGAUGAGUCUAUCACCUUGAAAUGGUUAAAACCAUUGGUUCCAAAUGGAGAUCUUAAGAGAUUUAACAUUGAGGUUUUUAAUAAGAGUAAUGAUUUGUUAUUUUCUACCAACACUGCUGAAGUUGUGGAAACUCAUCAAGUGAUGCAACUUAGUCCAGGAACCACCUACUGGUUUAAAGUAUACACAGAAAAUGUGAUGUACAAUUCAUCAGUAUCUGCACAGUCUCAGUAUUGUACAACAAAAGCGAAAUUAUCUGACCCUCCUGAUGGUUUUCAGACAACUGAGGUCACAAGUCGAAACAUCUCUAUUAAAUGGACUGAGCCUAUCAACUCAUACAGUGAAGAAAUCUACGGAUAUGUUAUUCAGCUGAAAAACCAAGACACUUGUGUGGAAGAAAUAGUUUAUAAAUGUUUAACCCCAAGUUGUUUUGGAACUUUUGAGCCUUCUACUUUAGAGGAUAUGUGUGACAGUAAUGUAAGAAAGUUGUUUCGUGUAAACAAACCUGAGCUUAUUGGUUCAAAGUCAUACCAGUUUUUGAAUCUCUUACCAGAUACAACUUAUACUAUUAUUGGUGCAGCUGUCAACAAUUUAGGAACUGGCAAUACUGUUCAAUUAGAUAUAACAACAGAAGAAGAAGCUCCACAAAUACCAUACAAUGUGGAAGUCAAUGAAAUGAAGACAACAUCCUUUAAAGUGACUUGGAAUAUAAAUGAUCCCAGACCUGGCAAAACAAACUACACAGUUAAACUGAUAGCUGAACAUCCUGCAGAGUCCAAAGAAGUUAUACUGACAGGGUUUAACAUUAGAGAAUAUCUUGCUGAAAAUCUUCAAGAAUAUUGGAAUUACAGUGUUUUAGUGACAGCUACUACUUCAAAAGGUUUCAAAACAUCUAUUGAGACGAUAAAAUACAGAACUCUUCCUACAGCACCAGGAAAAGUUUCAAACUUUGUUCUCACACCCAAUCCUGGUGGAAAUUAUACAAGGAUGAAGAUAAGCUGGCAAGCCCCAGACAUAUUGUUGCAGAAUAGUGUGAUAAAAUCAUACAGCUUUAUGUAUUUUCAAGACCAAAAAAUUGAAAGUAGACAUAGUAAAUCAUUUGAACAUGAACUAUCCCAAAGUCAUAAUUAUGAAUUAUUUGUGGAUGUAAUACCAGAAGAAACUUACACUUUUGAGGUGAAUGCAAUAAAUGAGCAAAACGAGACUGGAGAAAAAAACUCUGAAACAAAGACUGCCCCUGCUGGAGUUCCUAUCAACAUAGCAAAGACUCAAAAUAUUACAUUAAUACCAAGUGAUAAAGUUAAAAAUGUAGGAGAGACAAGACUGACAGUGUCAAUAGUGAAAGAAUUCUUUCUUGAAGAAACAUAUGGUAAAGUACAAGAAAGAGGUCUGUUUGUGUGUCCAAAGAAGGAUUGUAGUCUAAAAGAUACUGUGACAAUGUUAGCACACUUUGAUGGAAUGGACAGCUGGAAGGAAAAUAAAGAAUCUUACAGGGUCACAAAUAAAACAUGGUUUGAUGAUCUAGAAAAGAGUCAAACAAAAAGUAGGAGAAGACGUUCUGUUACUGAACUUGAAUAUACUGUUGGAGUAGAGGAUUGCUCUAAACUGAGUACUGACAAGUAUUGUAAUGGACCACUGCAACCUGGAUCAACAUACUACAUAUUUUGUGUGUCAUGUACUAGUGGAGGUUGUCUUGUAAGUGAUGGAAAUGGUCCAUUUAUAACAAAAGCAGUGCCAGAUGAGGAAGCAAAUCUGGGAUUGAUAAUUGGUUUAGUUGUGGCUGGAGUGGUUAUCAUAGUCCUGAUUGCAGUGAUUGCAGUUCUUUUACUGCGGAGGAAAAGGAGGCACGGUGAUGGCAUGAAACCUUCUCCAGGUGAAGACGAUGAUGAUGAUUUCACUAAAUUAGACCCAGCCACUGCCAACAUAAAAAGGAAAAGGCCAAUCAAUUUGAAUGAUAUUGAGGAAUAUGUCGGCAAUAUGCACAAAGACAGCAACCUGCUCUUCUCAGCUGAAUAUGAGGAGUUGAAGACAUUAAGCCCUAAACAUGCAUGUGAGGCUGCUGACAGAGAGGAGAACCGAAUGAGGAACAGAUACAUUAAUAUCAUACCUUUUGAUCAUUCCCGUGUUAAGUUGAGUACCAACGGAGAAGAUGACAGUGCUGACUAUAUCAAUGGUAACUACCUGCCGGGAUAUAAUUCACCACGUGAGUAUAUAGGAUGUCAGGGCCCUAUCCCUGGAACUAUUGAUGACUUCUGGAGGAUGACAUGGGAACAGAAUGUGUCAGUGAUUGUCAUGUUGACACUGUGCAAAGAAGGGCAGAAGAUAAAGUGUGAGCAGUACUGGCCUGAUGAAGUUGGCGAACCAAAGCAAUAUGGUGAUGUUAUUGUUGAAAUAACUUCCUACUCUAAUAUCCGUACAUACGAUUACAGAAUGUUCAGAAUUACAAAUGGCAGCACAACACGUGUUGUGAAACACUUCCAUUUCCUGAGCUGGCUAGAUUUCCAGGCCAACGUUCAUCAUGACAUUAUUCUAGACUUCAUUCAGCAUGUUCGGCAACAUGUCCAACCACCUGAUACUUCAGGACCUAUGAUUAUACAUUGCAGUGCUGGUGUUGGGCGUACUGGUACAUACAUUGCAUUAGAUCAUCUGAUGCAGUUUAUAAACGAGCAUGACUUUGAUGUGGAGAUAGAUAUAUUUGAUCUUGUUCUCAAACUGAGGGAGAACAGACAACACAUGGUGCAAACAGAGCAACAAUACGUAUUUAUCCAUGACUGUGUGAAGGAGAUUAUGGAACGCAAGAGAAGACAGAUGGAGAAUAUUUAUGAAAACCAAGGAUUCUCUCAAGAUGAGAAUAUCUACCAAAACGAGCAAAGUCUGUACGCAAAUGUGUCCAUCUCAAAGGCUGAGCAGAAUACAGAACUAUAAUGUGAACCCUGCUGUAGAGAAUCCUGAAAAUUGGAACAGUUGGAGAACAUCAGCUGUAGAUACACAUUUUAUCUUUAUCAAGGCUUCCUUGACAUUCAUUUGCACCAAAAAAAAAAUUAUUGGGUAUAAAAAUAGAAAUUAGACAUUUGAACUUUUCCAAAUAAAAGAAAAUAUACUAAAUGAUGUGCGAGUCAAUUGUUGUAAAGUUUUGAGAAAACUUUAUUUCAGAAAUAUUUGUAAGAAUAAAAACAAAACUAUUAAAACACCAGAAAAUGAAGAAAAAAUACAGAAAAAGGUAAAAACUUUGUAUCAGAAAAUUUUAUAAAAUAUAUAAGAUUGAAAAAUGCUUUGAAUAUAGCUUGAAAAAAAAAGGAAAUUUUUAUGCAAGCUUUCUAACACAUCAUGCUUACACUGUGUAACUGAAGUUUUUAGCAUAAAAGUUUGUUGUUGUUUUUAUUGAUUCUACAGCGAAACUCACAGCUAUGCAAAUAAAUGGCUUAAACAUGAACCUCUAUUUUAUAUUUAUCUUCAAGUUAUGUCUGUUAUCAUUUGUAUAUUUUGGUUGAUUAUACUAUGAAAUGUUGUACAUUUUAUUGACCAGAGGUAUUUUUAAUUUUAUAAUGAAAGACAUUCCAUUUUCACACCUUUUUUUGCUAUAUUUUUGCUAUAUUGAAAUAAUGUUAUUCAUAUGCAAAUUUAAUGUUUCUGCCAAAGGUUUACACUUACUACUUCUUACAUACCAAAAUUUAAGACUUACUCAAUAAUUUUUAAAAAAGUAACAUUGGUUGAUUUUUUUUAUUUAUUUGAAUCUGGCCAAUGGGAUGGUAACUUAAAGUGACUGGUUACAAAUUACAGUCUUACAACAUUAAGACCAGUCAAGCUUAUUUUCAGAUAUUCACGAAACACUUUUUUUCUUGCAAAGAUUAAAGUACCUGUUCUGAUUGUUGGUCAUUUUCAACAUGAUUUACAAAACAUUUCCAAAUUUUACAUUCCAGUCAAGUUCCUGUCUGUUCUUUUUGUAUAAGAAUGAUAUUUGUUUUGUUUGGGGUUUUUGUUUUGCCAUGAUGAAAACUUUGUCAUGAUUUAAGAGUAAGUUUUAUUUUGUAUAAAGCAUGAAAUCAAAGCUACUUUGCUGUAAGGGAUAACAAGUGUUUUAUUUAAUCAUGACAAUUUACACAAAUCAAUAUUCCAGAAAAAAAGAGUUAAAAUCCAAAUCUUGAUACUCUCUGUAUAUGUUUGUUUACUUGUUUUUUCAACCAUGACCAAAAGCAUAAUAAUAUCAUUUGUGUCUCUUUAUUUCAUCAUUUUUUAUAUAUAUUUUUUUGAAAUUUGCCUGAAUUUUGUAAUCAUUAUGUUGGAAUUAAAUUUUUACUCUUUUCUAAACAGGAAUAAUAAUGUUUAUCAGACUAGGAUACUUUUUUUGUACUUUCUAAUCUGGCGCCAUACUGGUGGCUGAUAAAAUUUGUAUAAAUUUUAUACUGAAAUCCCCCAACGUCACAAUGAACAGUGUUCUAAAUUCAAAGUAGGACAAGCCCAAUAUAAUUAUUCUGCUAGGGUAUAUGUUUCAGUUGUAUAAUUUCAGUGACUGACUUAUGCCACUUGUGGCAGAAAUGACACCAUAAAUGACUGGCAUGAAUGACUGGUUACUGCCAAACAUAUGAUAUUAGGCUUUAUAAUACUAGGGAAAUUUAGUAUAUGUUAAAAUUUCCAAGAUUUAUGCUGCAUAGUUCAGAAUUUAAGAUUUUGCUUGUCUAAUGCACAAAUUCAGCAUUUAAAUUUGUCAAAUUAGGUUGAUUUCAUUUUAUUGUGUAUUUAUAAGUGUGAAAUAGCAUUUAAUAUAUUACAUGAUUGUAAGAAUUAUUUAAAACAGGAGUUGUGAUCAGAGAUAUAUAUAUAUACCUAGAACACAUAUUUAUAAUUAUAGUGAUUAUAUUAUAGGACAAAAAUUUAUGUUUAGUUUUAGUUGGAUGAAUUAUAUAUUGUAUAUGUAGAUAUAUAAAAAACAAUAAGAUUCUGUUUAAAGUAUAAAUAGUAUAAAAAAAUUACAAUUAAAGCUGUUUGAAAUUAAUGUUUUGACUCAAAAUCAUAAAUGUUUGUGCUUGAUAUAAGUAUAAAAAAAAAUGAAAAAAAUGAUUUUUAAAAAAACAUAAAUUUCCAUAAUGAUUCAAAAUUAGGUGAAAAAGGUGACCAAAUAAAUUAUUAUUCCCACCUGCAAGAAAAUUAGAGGUUGCCUCCUAGGUAUGUCAGUCAAUAGACCAGACCUUGUCCUAUCAGUAACUAAAAAACACUCUGACAUACAUUUCUCACAUUUAAAGUGGCCUUCAGCUUUUAUAUUCUGUUGGAAAAACAAAACAAAGUACAUGUUCUUUCAAACUAAGUAUUUCAUUAAUCUUAUCUUGGAAGAGUGCAUCAUAUCACUGUUGAAGCCCAUUAACCAUUUUGAAAACCAGGGUUCCGAGCUACAUGUAUUUAUAACACAUACGUGACAUUUGUUUCUAAAUAUAGAAGAUGGGGAAACUAAUCUUCCGCUUUACUAAUUUAGAUAUGGAGCAGAUCAGUAGUUUAGAGAUAUCAAGGGCUUCCUUUAUUGUUUUUGAAUUUUAUCAUCCCCAAUUUUCAUUUUCCACCUAAAGUCUUUUCAUUUUACAAUUAUGUGAAAGUUACAAUUGAUCUGAAAAUAACAUAUUUGACCUUUAUAAAAGCUUAAGGCCACUUUAAUCGGGACUUAGGGAGUUUGGAUUUGACAUGAAUUUUGAGGAUAAUAUGUCAAGGUCACAUUUACUUCUUUCAUAACAGCUGAUUUUCAGAUUUGGUACCAUUGUUGGUAGCAUUACUUUUAUAAUACUUUUAUAAUAAGCUGCUACUGGGGGUGCAUUUAUAUGCUUCAGAAACAUCUCCUGUUAAAGAUAAGCUUGACUGUGUAUCAAGGGAUUGAGGUUGUAAAAUUAUAUAAAUAUUAUGCUAGAAAAAUAAUGUCUUCCAUUAUUC